AAGCACCACAGAUUCGUGUGGUUGAGAAAAAAAAAACAGUGAAGAAGCAAACUGUCAAUAUUGUAACAAAUGAAAAAAUUGUUUGCCUAAGCAACGAGCACAGAUGCAAAUUGUCAGCAGGUUCAUUGUACGAAUAAUAUAUUUGGUUAUAUACGUGUAUACGAAUGUGUGCGUGCGUGCGUGUGUGUGCGUAUAGCAGGCAUGUGUGUGAAAUAAGAAAUUUGCAAAACUCGAUAAAAUAUAUUGUGCAAACUGUUAGCUAGUGCUGCAUACAUACAUACUACAUACAUAGAUGUGUGUGUGUGUGUAUACAUUCAUAUAUGUACUUUGAAAUAUGCUCGGCUUAUUCCUUUCGCUCCUGUUGGUCGUGUAGGAUGUGUUCGUCGUAGGCAAUAAUAGUUAGAGUAGUAGGUCGGGCUGGCAACGUCAAAAGGCAGCCACUAAAACCGAAACAGAAGCAGCAGAACCGGAGCCGGAGCGAGAUGUGAUGUGCGGCUAAAAAAAAAGCUGAGCAAUAGUGAGUCAAGUGUUUGGUGUUAAAUUUUCAGUGAUUAUAUUUUUUUUUUGGUUUCUUGUGAUUGUCAAAUAAUACGUGCCAGUCAAAUGUUUGAAUAUCAAUAAAUAUCAACAAAAAUCCGAGCAACAAUAAAAAAGAAAAACGAAACAAAAAAUUUUGCAGUGUACAACGAGGCACCAGCAGCAGCAGCGCAGCAUAAGAAGAAGAACCAAAAAAGAAAACUUGUUUGUUGAAACAAGCAACGCAAAGACGAACAAGACGCUAAAAGGCAAUCUUCAUUCAAACUCAAAUUGAGAGAGCAGCAAAAAAAAAAAAGAAGAAAAAAACGAAACAGUAACAGAAGCAAACGGCAACGGCAUUUGCAGCCCGUCGUCUUGCUCUCCGAGAUCCAACAACAAUAACAUAGAGAGAAUAUCACACGGCAAAGAUAGCGAUAGCGAUAGUCACGGACAGCAGCAGCGGUCGGCGACGCAUUUAUAGCGACGUCACCGAUAUCUAUAACACCUAAGCUAAGCGCCAGUCCAGAAUGGAUGAAGAUAACAACAUAUCCAAUUCUGACAUAAGCAUCGAUGAUGCUGAUCAGGAUGAUGAUCAGCUGGAGGAGCACGAGCAUGAUCCGCUGGAUGACGAUGAUGAUGACAAUGAUGAUAUGGCCACGGGCUAUACUCCACAGUUUACAGCAGCCAGCGAUGGCGCUGGUGUCACAACUUUUGCUACUCCACGCCCAGUUGGGGAAGCGGUAAAUUCGCCGUUCAAAGAUUGGGAUUCGUCGUUUUCUGAGCGCAGCAGCAGUGGAAGCGGCGCCUCUAGCAGCAGAGCUCAUGCAGAGGAUAACAAUGGUAGCAGUGAUGGGAAUGCUGGCGCCAAGCCUAGCUUUAUAUUUGGCACAUCAUCAUUCAUAUUACGCAGCCGCAAGGAGGUGGCCAGGCUUAUAAAUAAGGAGUGCUGCCGUGGCGGGCCGACACCCGAUUUGGACUCCAUCAUGGAGACACUCUUCAAUCCGGGCACGCCCAUUGAUAAUCCAGACAAUAUUGAGUGGGUUCGUUGGCUGAUUGCAGGUGGUCGUACGCCCAAGGAGUUUCUCAAAAUAGUUCGCAGCUAUGAUAAUCAUGCCAAAUGCGGUUUGGUCUGGGUGCCACAUGUGGUGGCAUAUCGCUGUCGCACCUGUGGCAUCUCUCCCUGCAUGUCCAUAUGCCGUGACUGCUUCAAGAAGGGCAAUCACACCAAUCAUGACUUUAACAUGUUUUUGUCGCAAGCAGGCGGAGCUUGCGAUUGCGGCGAUACCUCUGUAAUGAAGGCCGAGGGCUUUUGCAGUGAUCAUGGCAUUAACAAUCGUGUAAAUCGCAAUCCAGUGUCCAAGACUCUGCUGGCCGUUGCCGAGGCGGUAAUGCCAAAGUUGCUGUUUCGCCUGUUGCAACAUUUCCGUGAGCACAGCGAUGCCUCGUUGCAGGCCCAUGCGGUCACAUCUUAUUCAUGCGAGGCAUUUGCCAAUAUGCUCAUCGAUCUGAACAAUAUGGGCGAGAUAAUGCGCAAGGUUAUGACGCGCACGCUCAUUAGCACCGAGGUAUAUGCAUAUUUUAUGGAAUUACCCAUACAGGAUACGCGCAAUGGACGUUUCCUGAAAGCAAAUCGUGAGAAAUAUGUCGACGCUGUUAAUCGAUUUCCCAAUCCCGAGCCGCCCGAUGAGUAUAGGGAUUUGCCUGCGCUGGCCGAGAAACUGGUGCAUAGCACUCUGCUCGAAGAAUUCAUAUUCUGGACAUUUAAAUUUGAGUUUCCGCAAACGUUGGUCUGCUUUCUGCUCAACAUGCUACCCGAUCAGGACUACAAGGAGCAUCUGACACGCACUUUUGUCAUGCACUACAGCCGUAUACCAUCCGUGCUGGAAAUGAGCCGCGAUCCGGACACGCUCAGCAACCGCGUGGUGCACAUGAGCGUUCAGCUCUUCUCCAACGAAAGCUUGGCGCUCAAAAUGGUCAACGAGCUGUCGCUGUUGCAUGUUAUGAUCAUUAGCUUGAAACUAAUGAUGUCAAAGAUAUUAAUACAAAAUACUUUGCAUGAUCCGACAAAGAAUUUUCAUUUCGUCAUCGAUUGCACUCGUCAAGUAAUGAAGGAUCAUUGCUAUUGGCCACUUGUCUCGGAUUUCAACAAUGUGCUCUCACACGAAUCUGUUGCACUUGUCUUCUUGCGCGACGACAAUCUCAUUGACAUGUGGUUCCAGUUUCUACAAAUGCUGCAGGGCAUGAAUGUUAAUAUACGUGAGACGGCUUCGCAUGUCGAAUUCGAACCGAACAGCUACUAUGCUGCCUUCUCCUGUGAGCUGGAGGCAAGCGCCUAUCCCAUGUGGUCGAUCAUUUCGCAUUUGCAGGAUGGCACACAUGCUCAUUUGGCCAAAAAGAUUAUUAACUAUUGCAUAACCACGCUACAUGAAUGGCUCGACUCUAUCUACUUUAGGGAGCCCAAAUUGUCAAUGGAUGAAAUGAUGCAAGCUUCAUUCCAUUUUCCGCUCCAUCGUUAUCUGGCCGCCUUCAUCUGUCAGGCGGUUACCAAAAUGGGCAUUAGUCUCAAUGAAGUGUUGCCCUCGCGUCCGGACAUAUUGCCACAGUUGAUGAUACAUCCGCUACGUGUGCAGAGCUUCUUUUAUGAAAUACUCGCUGGCAAAUGGGUGCGCAAUGGACUGCAGAUCAAGGGCCAAGCCAUGACCUAUAUACAGGCAAACUUUUGCAAUUCGAUGGCCGACAUGGAUCUAUUCUUUUUGCAAAUCUGCGCCACAAAUCUAUCGCAAUAUUUCUUUCUACAAAACACCAUUGAGCUCUUCGAUGUGGGCCGGUUUCUCGAGACAGCGCCAUUAAAGCAACCACAAAAACCAGAGCAGUCAUCCAUGUUAGAGGGUUUUCUUACAUUCCUUGCAACGCUUGUGACAAGUCGCACCAAUCUGGGCAAUGACGAGGCCACCCAGUGUAUUAUAGAAAUCAGCGCAUUGUUGGCCACUGAAAACAAGACACACUCGCAACUGCUAGAACUCAUGCCCGAACGCUCGGGCAAUGUGCAUACCAAGAACUUUGAGACUUUCCUCAAGAAACUCUCCAUUUACAAGAAGCCGUCGUGCAACACUGAGAAUCUCGAGCAAGGACUCUUUACGCCCAUUGACGAGAUAUGGGAGGAACACUACGAUCCCUUGCAUGUGCUACUGCGCGCAGUGCAUCGUCGCGAUUUCCAAUCGUCGCUAGACCGCUAUACCAACUAUGUCAAGUCGAAGAGCAAAAUGCCCGCCAGCGGUAAUCUUUGGCCACCGUUUAGAUUGCCAAAGGCCGUGGGCGCUGCCUUCACCGAUCCUGCUCGUAUACUCAACUCGCGUCUCUUUCACUCAACCAUAUUGUCGAUCUUUUAUCGUGCUGUGCAUACACGCGAUGUGUCCGAGCAUCUGCUCGCCCUGGCAGUCUUUCUGCUGGAGAUUGCAGUGGAGACAAGCGGCGAUCUGAACCCUGACCUGGCUUCAGCUGAUAGCGCCAGCUGCAGCACAGGAGCCGCUGCUUCAAAUUCCUCGCCAGUGGCAAUGGUGGAAUGUGAGCCACCGAACAAGGGCUACAGCUAUUUUGGCGGCAAUCGACGUGAGCCGCCUCCACUCUUUCAUUGCUAUCCAACGGAUAAUCUCGCCUGCAAUUUGCGUCAUGUGGUCAACAAGGUGUCGCUCAAGUCGCGCGAUCCGAGUGUAGCCGCCGCCUAUCGCUCCAAUCCGUUUUACAACGACUUGGAAUUUGAUGUAGACUCAGAGGCUAUGCGCAUGAUUGCUGACUCAUAUGCUCUCGACGAUCUAGACGAUGGCUCGGGCGCCAUGAGCCUUGCACGCCCUCAGCAUCCGCAUCCACACCAACAGCAGCAGCAGCAGCAGCUUCAGCAGCUUCAGCAGCGCAACCACAACAACAACAAUGCCAUGUCCAGAAUGCGCAUGGAAGUGGCACUGGUGCCGGAUCUUUCGGUGGUGGCCGAGACGGGUGUGGUGUUGCUACAGGACAACCCUGAGGAUGACCAUGACACCGCUAUGGACAUGAGUCCGCCAAAUGCUGUAGACUUUCAUCACUUUCCAUUGCAGCAAAUUACGCUGCCCGAGAGCGGCAUGGAGGUGGCCAUACGGCGUGAUCUGCUGCUGGCCGAAACCAAUACCAUGGAGGAGCGUGAGCGCGCUGGCAUCCUGCCCGCCGCCAAUGAGAUGUUCUCACCGGCCACGCCCUCGGGCAGCGGCAUGCUGCUGCCGUUCCAGCGUGUGCGUCUGCCCGUUGCCGUGCCCACUAACAACAUGGACAUUGUGCCCUCACAUGGGCAUGGGCACACUUUGGGCGGCGGCGCUGGUGGAUCCGUUGGCGGUGUUGGCAUUGGUGGCGGCGCUGCCGGCGUUAGCACUGGCAUGCUCUAUGAUGCGGGCGCCGGCGGCGCACGCAAACGCACCGUGGACUUGGCCUACGGUGGUGGUAGUGGUGGUGCGGGCAAAAAUAAUGAACUGCAACUAGAGGAGAGCAUAUUGUCACUGCUGCUAAAGAUGCACUCACAGCUUAGCGGUAACUUGGACAGCUUCUCGCUGAGCGAUGUCGAAGGGGAUGACGAAGUUGAAGGCGCCCAGGGUGGUAUGCCCAUGGAACUGGACUGCAAUGAGCCAAGUACCUCCUCCACGGCGCUGGCCGAGCGCGCCCAGCAGCGUCGCCAGAACUACGAUAACAUACAAGUGUCCAGCUCUCGCAUUGGCGACGGUCCCUACUUCAUAGGCAAUCUGCUGCGCAAGAUUGCGACGCGGGAUGAGCAGUGCGCUCAAAACAUUGACGAGAUACGCCAACGCCUCUGGCCCAAUCAGCGCGAGAAGCAGGCGGAGGCACGUGCUCGCGAGGCCAAGGAGAAGGAGGAGCGACGCAAGCGGGCGCAAGAGCGUCAGCAGAAGAUCAUGCAGGAUUUCACCAACAAGCAAAAGCAGUUUAUGCAGUCGGUUGCCGCUACAGCUACCAUGGACUCUGGGCUGUCGGACGAGGAUGAGGAGGGCAUGUACGAGGAGCAGCCGCGUGAGAAGGAAUAUGAUUGCAUCAUCUGCAAUUGCACCACGCCCAGCACUGAAAGCAAUCCCAUUGGCCUGGUGGUCUUGGUCGAGUCAAGCGGCAUUGUCGGCUAUCGCCGUCGCACCAACGAUCGUUUGCCGCUGCCGCUGAACGAUGAGAACCGCGGUAACUUGGCCAUGACCACGCGUCUGAGCACCGAAUUCUAUCGCCGCACCGAGCAGCUGAGCCACAAGUUUGGCGACGAGUCCUGGUACUUGUCGAACAACAUGGCCUGUGACAAUGGCGUGCAUGUGCAGUCGUGUGGCCAUCAUGUGCAUCUGACUUGCCUGGAGGCGUACCUGAAGACGCUCUACACCACGUCGCGUCCAUCGUCGCAGGAUCGUGGCGAAUUCUAUUGCCCAGUUUGUCGCCAGUUGUCCAAUUCGGUGUUGCCGCUGAGUCCGCAACUGGAUCGUCCCGCGAAUCUGGUGCGCGCCGGCAAUCCGCCGUUCGAGGAGAUUGUCGCGGAUCUGACCCAGCUCAUCAAAGAGAACGCAAAGAUGCCGGUGAAUAUUAAUCCAUACAUGAGCGAAAACCCCACAAAGCUAACCGAAGCUAUGGGUCAUGCCAUGGAGGUCAUGACCACCAUAUCCCAGCGCAAGGUCAAGUGCAACAACAUAACGUUCCGCAAGCUCUUCAUCUUUGUGACCUCCAUAGCGCGCACAAACCUGGAGGCCGAGAUUAUCCAGCGCGGCGGUUCGCUUGUCUCAACGAAUGUCACACGCUACAAGCCGAUGCGGGACUGCAUACUCCCGUUGCUGCACGUGCUCUCGGUGCAUGUGCGCGUCCUGGUCGAGUGGCCACUGUGGAGCAGCUGGGCCUCGCUGGCGGGCUUGCCCGUGGACAAUUCCGAACCGUUGCCGGCGCAUUGCCGUGAGAUGAUCCCUAGUCUAUUGUGCGAUCCCAUAGCGCUGCUCCUGAAGUUUAUACUACUGGCUCCGCUGAAUCUGGAUCAGAUUUACUUCACCGCCAUGGUCAAGGUCACGUACAAUCUACUUUAUUAUCAGAUCGUAGUGCAGCUUUGCUCCAAGCUCACCGAUUACGAGUGCGAGCACAUUAUUAAAUUAUAUGGCGGCGACGGCCCGCUGAAGACAGUGCCAGACCCCAAUGGCCUGAAUCAGAAUUGCGAGGAGCUGGGCAGAGCCAUUGCACUGGUGCUUAGGAAUACGAAUCGCUUGUCGCCGGUGCGACACGAGAGCAGCGUGCCAUGCAGCAGCGCCUGUGCCCAUGCCAGGAACAACGCCAGGGCCAAGGCCAACGCCAAAUCCAGCCAGAUCGAACUAAACCUAAAAGCCAAGGAGCAGACAAUGCAAGCGGUCGCCUUGAAUUUCUUGCGCAUUGCCGCUCUAUUGCGUCAGCAUUUGUACGGGCACGAGAUGCCGGAAAUUUCAGCGCCAGGCUUGGAGUUUGUGCGUCUCGUUUACUAUCUCGAACUGGUCACCGAGUCCAUGGACUGGAAUCGCUUCAAUGCAGCCAAAGGUCUAUGCUUUAUACCCAACACAGAUGUGUCAUUGCCAACGUCCUGGUGCAAGGAGUUCAUGGCCAUCAAACCGCCCACGGACACUGUGCGCAAUCUAAUACUCAUGAAGCAGCACUCGGUGUGGUACCAGCCGAAGCUGCUCGAGCUGCCACGCGAGUACGAGCGACUAUUCACGUAUUAUCAUGAGCGUCCCUGCCUAAACUGCUACAAGGUGCCCAAGGAGAGCUCCAUUUGCCUCUUCUGCGGCACCAUUGUCUGCCUCAAGCAGAACUGCUGCGCCGAGAAGGAAUGUUGUGAAGCAGUUCGCCACACACUCUCGUGCGGCGGUGGCAUUGGCAUCUUUUUGGUAGUUACCUCCACCUACAUUAUUGUCAUCAGAGGACGCCGCGCCUGUCUCUGGGGCUCGCUUUAUUUGGACGACUUUGAUGAGGAGGAUCGUGACCUCAAACGUGGCAAGCCGCUCUACUUGAGCAAGGAGCGAUUCGAUAUGCUGGAGCAGCAGUGGUUGGCGCAUAAGUUUGCGCAUACCAAGCACACUUGGGUAUUCCAUCGGGAUCUCUUGUGAAAUAUGGAAGACUUAUUACGCAGCAUACAGGAGCUCGUUGGACAGAUUUAAAUGCACACACCCACACCCACUUCCCUUACUCUCAUACUUACAAACUUUUCUAUCUAAACCGUUUUUUUUACGUUUUUUUUUUUUGUGUUUUUGUUUCUGCUUAAUGCUUGUGCGUUGUAUACAAAUUUCAAGUUGCGCCACAUAUAAGAAUAUGGUAUCUAAUAUGAACGCAUAUUAUGAGUCAUAUUUUACACACACACACCGCCCCGCAUACACACAUUAUGUUAUAUAUACUUAUAUAUAUCAAAAAAAGAAAAGCAAAAAAAAACUAAAAAAAAUAAAAAAAAACAGUAAACGAGCUGAAAUUGAGAACGAGAUCAAUAAGUUUCUUGGUAUGCAUAUGGUACACACACACACAUACAUACAAUAUACUUAUGUACUACAUAAAGACAUAAAUAUCCAACUAUCUAUAUUAUAAAUGGAGAAAAGCAAAACUAACUGGAAUAUUUCACAGUCGAAAUAAAAGCCACAUACACGUACAUAUAUAAAAUAUGAUUAUAUAUCUACUAUAAUAACAAUAACAACAAUAACAAUAACCUUUGCUCGCGCAUAUAUCCCUCUCUAACUUACUCGCUCUAUCUCAAUCUUGCUCGUCUAAGUCCUGGAUAUUCGAUUAGCUCUAUUUAAGCAACAAUCAUACACAAACAAAACAAAAUUAUAUUAUUAUCUUAAAAAAAAAAAGCAACCUUUGGCCUCAUGAGUUUGUGCAUGUAAAAAACGAAACAAAACACUAAAAAAUACUGAAAAGAUUUCAAAA
Messenger RNA from Drosophila busckii, 8448 nucleotides. It is a transcript of the gene Ubr3, whose product is annotated as E3 ubiquitin-protein ligase Ubr3. Gene Ontology annotation, biological process: ubiquitin-dependent protein catabolic process via the N-end rule pathway; protein ubiquitination. The record is from RefSeq and is a predicted model, not a curated record. Bases 1044 to 7640 code for a protein of 2198 amino acids. NCBI's taxonomy places the organism in Eukaryota, Metazoa, Arthropoda, Insecta, Diptera, Drosophilidae. Gene Ontology annotation, molecular function: zinc ion binding; ubiquitin protein ligase activity. The transcript has 11 exons. Gene Ontology annotation, cellular component: cytoplasm; ubiquitin ligase complex.